Owenia fusiformis is the source of this 1728-nucleotide messenger RNA. NCBI's taxonomy places the organism in Eukaryota, Metazoa, Annelida, Polychaeta, Sabellida, Oweniidae. The record is from the annotation of a GenBank genome assembly.
AUUGACUGACCUUUAUCGAUAAAUAUAAGGUAGGAACACAUGUAGAUGCAAUUCGAAUGCCGUUGCUGAAAACGAACGGUCCUGUAACCAGUAAUUACAGCAAUGGUCUACUUUUCGCUUCUUAAUACAGAGACAUCUUUUCAUCAAUAACUUUUGCUAUUUGCAAUUAUGCCACCGCCACCGCCAUCGCUAAGCAUUAAUCCUGACCAUGAAAUUUCUGAGAGUGAGGAAUCAUUUGUCUCAGACGAUGAUAGUGACGCCCCAUGUGCAACCCAAACUGAAGAAUCAAUAUUGUCUCAAAUCCGUGAAUCCUGUACUGGACUUCCAAAACCAGAUUUCAUGAACAAGAUAUCAACCAUUUUAGAUCAUGAAGAGAUCGAAUCAACUAGAGAAGCACUGUAUGACUAUGCUCGCAUUAAUCGCCCACACGAAAUGCCACCAGGUGGAUUAAUUAAAAGAUCGAGGCGUAACAGGGAACACAAAAGUAAGACAAAUAAAAGUCUCGACGACAUAUACGUUUUAUUUAAUUUUAUUGAGGGUGCUGGAAAUGUAUCCGAAGUCAAAAAUAUGUUGAAUCCUAAGAAAGACGUUAAACGCAAAUCAAUGGCAACAAGUAUAGCAAACAGCCAGAUCAACCCCAGUAACAAAGAAGACUGUACAACAUUGGCUCACAUUAUGGAACUGAAAGUGAACAUGCAAAAAGAUCUGAGCGAACUCCAAAGUAAUGUAUCCAAGUUGUUAAAAAAUAAAGAAACGGCACUCGCCAAAGAAGUCGAUAUAAAAACGAAAGAAUUAAACAGGAUUAAGGACACAAAUCAACAAAUACGUAAUGAACUCAAAUUAGCAAAACAAGAAAUUAGCACUCUACAAGAGACAGUAAAAGAAUUAAAGUUAACAUCAGAAAAGUACAUUCAAAAACUACACGUGAAAUUAGAUAGAAUUGAUAUGAAGUUAUCCCAGGAGUCACACGUAACAAAUAAGCGUCAAAAGUCUCCACGUCGCGAUCGAACUCAAAGCGAACCACCGAUGAAUGAGCUACAAACGUGCUCAUCUAUGUCCACGCAAACUAGCUCUAACAUAACGCAAGAGACCCUUAGAGCACUAUCAUCAGAAUCAUCAGCGGAAACGACGACAAAUACCUCUACAAUUAGCUUAUCUACCUCCGUAGCAGCUCAACCAUCUACGUCAGCGACCUAUGCGACGGUAGCUACACACAGAACAAACAUGUGUGCUACAGCCACUGCAGCACCGGGAUCUACAUCGGGCCCAAAGAGUACGAUGACUAUCACCAUACCAACAACGAUCGCGACGAGCUCUACAGUUGUGAGUACGACAUCAGUGCCUACUGUAUCAGCAACUGCAGAAAUUAAAGCCACGCCCCGAACACAGACACCUACGCCGAAUGUUAACUCAGCCGACCAACAGAAGGCACACGUCCAUAGCUCACAAAAUGCUAAGCCAUCUGAUACUCAUCAUAUACCAGCAAGAAUUAGUUCAAGAACCGAUAAUGGCUCAUUCGCCAAUUACCCUCCCACUCAGACUCAUGUGAAACGGCACUAUGUCUCUAAUAGCGCCGAUGACCAUGCUUUUGAGGGAGUACAAGUUACACGUAAAAGAUCCAAGCAAAUACUAUUGUCACACGUAAAAUCUAUUCCUUAUAAUUCUUUACGGUCAUCCAUUUGCAAAGAGCGAGGGAAAGUAUCGCAACAGAUUUUUGACAGUAAAUAA